CCUCUCCGGAGCAGUGCGCACGGCUGAGAUCAAUCUGCCGGGGAGAGAGAGAUGAUGACCCGGCAGGCAGUCCGGGGACACACCGCUGGGAAAAUACGAAUGGAUGUAAUUGUAACGAGGUUAUAUGAUCGGGCUGAAGUCAUUUAAAGUGAGAUCUGAUGAGAAGCGACGGGAGCGCAGAGGAUUUGUUUCUGAAUGAAUGUUUUGCUUCAGUUUAUACCAUAUUGGACUACUUUUUUUGAUUCAUCUUCAAAUUUUGCGAGAAAUCUAAAGACUACUUUUGGUCUUCUUGACUCUGAGUUGCCACAAACAAAGUGACGCUGCGACUAGAAACUUUUUUCUUGACGCGGAGAUGGAGCCGGAGGAGGGGAAGAUCUCUGUGUGGGUCUGCCGGGAGGAGAAGCUGGUCUCUGGGCUGACUAAGCGAACCACCUGCGCCGAUGUGGUCAAAGUCCUGCUGGAGGACCAGAACCUGCAGCAGGGCGCCGCGGCGGCGAUGCUGUCCGGCACCCCGCAGUCCUACUGCGUGGUGGAGAAAUGGAGAGGCUUCGAGCGGAUUUUACCCAACAAGACCAAAAUCCUCCGGCUGUGGAGCGCCUGGGGGGACGAGCAGGAGAAUGUCCGCUUCGUGCUUGUGAAGAACGAGGCUUCGCUGCCCAACAACGGGCCCCGGAGCGCCGAGGCCCGGGUGGUCCAGAGCCGGGAGAGCGGCGGUCCGGGCGGCGUGCUGAAGGGCACCGCCAGGACUUGCUGGACCGCCGCUGCCGCUGCUGCCAACCUGUCCCAGGAGAAGCAGAGGCGCAUAGUCAGGAAGGCUUUCAGAAAGUUGGAUAAGAUGAACAAAAAGAAAGAGCAGACUGUUUCUAAAGAUAAGGGCUCCGUGGAGAAGAUGGAGACGCUGGUUCACCUGGUGAUCUCUCAGGACCACACGAUCCGUCAGCAGAUCCAGAGGAUCAAAGAGCUGGACCGGGAGAUCGAGCGGUACGAGGCCAAAGUGCACUUCGACCGCAUCAAGAGACACGGGGUGAACUAUGUGCAGGACACAUACAUGGUGGACGCGUCCUCGGAGGCUUCUGCGCCUUCAGACUGUAAGCGCAAAGCGGAGCGGCAGGACGCGCGGUGCACGGCGGAGGCGGUGGCGCAGUUCGAGGAGUACGCGCGGCGGUGCGAGGAGGUGGUGCGGCUGCAGGAGGAGCUGACGGAGCGCGAGGCUCUCGUGGACAGUAUCACCGGGGAGAUCCAGGAGGAGCUCAACCGGCGGUGGAUGAAGCGGCGGCGGGAGGAGAGAGGAGCGGAAGCGGCGAAGGACACAGACAGCGUCGCGGAAGAGAUGAGCCUGGCAGCGUCUGCCGCUCCAGCUGUGGAAGCAGAUGUGGAAAGUUCGUCUGAUAACGAGUUCACGCUGGAGGAGGAGAGGAUCAAAACGCAGCUGGACACCAGUCUGUACAUCGGCCUGCGGCUGAAGACAGACCUGGACUCCAUUGGAGGGGACUUGGACCUGAGUUUGGCACUUUGGGAGACCAGGGAGAGCGAACUACUGGACCUACUGGCCAAAGUUGAGACCAUGGAGAUAGAGCAGGCGAACAGUAAACUGACUGAUGAUGGUAAGGCAGAGCUGGGGGCAGUGAGCGUUGAGGCUGAGCCCGCUUCAGCGGAGAAGAGUAGCGUGUGGGUGGAGCAGGCCAGAGGUCUUUCCAAGGCCUGCAACACAAACGAUGAGGACUCAGACACGGGCCUGAGCUCCAUGCACAGCCAGGACUCUGACAACCCUCCUGUGUGUGAGUCGCUGGUAUAGACUCACUUUGUUUGGAAGCAUGCUGGACUUUAAUGCAAUGCAAAGCCACAAACUCAGGGGCAGAGAAUCAGUGUUGGCAAUACUGGGGAAAGGUCUUCCCCACCCAAAAUGCACCUCACGGAUACUGUAAUUCUAUAGCAAUAAUUCCUAUAUGUAGUUGCACAAUAAGCUAGGAGGGACGGCAUGCUUAGAGAGGAUUUAUAGGCCAUGUUGCUCCAUAGCUGACCUUUGACCUCUUAUGAGGAGAGUCAACAGUACCACUUACUAAGAGAAAUAGCCUAGAUGAGUAUUAUUAUAAGCCACUUAUUAUCUGUAGUCUUCAACAAGAAACUAACUGUAAGGUAAAAUGAUCACAGGUUAACAAAGACUUAAUAGCAGCUUGCUUUUGUCAGGAUUUUUGCUGAAUCAACAGGAAAGUAAAGGCUGAGUGUUGUGUUCAGUAAGACAGCCUAAUGGCCAUAAACAGACAGGUUUCCUUUAAAGGUCAUCAUCAAGUGCACCUCCAUGCACAGUAAAGAAAUGUCAGGUCAGCUUCAAACCUGCUAUGAAAGCUCUUUCAGUCAAAUAAAUGCACGGUUAAGGUUAGAUCAGCUCAUCUCAGCCGCUCUUAAAGAAGAUUGACAUUUACAGAAAUGACAAAUGACUUUCCACAAGUACAACUACUCUGAAUUUUAUCUGUUUUUGAAAAAAAAAAAAACUGCAGACAUUGUGGGUUGGAGUUGAAACCCUGAUCCAUAUCCUGCUGGCUAAGCAGAGUAGAUCACUUGAUAUUGUCCUCAGUAGAAAUCGUGUGUGUCUUUAAAGCACAAAAAAUCCUAUUUAUUUAACAGUAUGGUGGCUCAUCAGCUGCACCAUGUCCUGUACAGGUCAACUUUUAUGGUUUGCAUUUAAACAUGAAACAUUUGAUAUUUUUUGUCAUCACAGCUGUUUUGAGGCUGUUUCAAUGAUGUUUGAAUCAGUGAUUCCCAACUUUUUUUUUUGGUUUGUGACCCUUCAAAACUACAAAAUGUCAACUCACAACCCAUCAUGAAAACAUAUAUUUCAUGUUUAUAUAAGCUGUGAGCAUUUCAAGCAAGCAAAGAGUGAUUUAUCACCCAGAUAGUUUAAUUUGAAUGAUUAUGGACAAAUGCAAGAAAUUGUGAGAUGAUUUAAAAAUCCGAGGACAGCAACAAAUUAGUUUAAUUUGUUGCUCUCCUCUGACUUUUAAAUGAUCUCACAAUCUCUCAGAUUUAUAUGUUGACUACAGUAGGGGGUCCCGAAUUCAACUUGAACUUUAAAGCAGAUUCAGCGUAGAUUCACUAUAGGGUAUCUUCUUGAUCAAACAGCCACAGAGAGAUCAGAUCACUUGUUUAACGGGUCAUUCCACCAAUUUAGUAUUUCACUCCCAACAGAUAGAUAUUAAAGAAGAAUGGUUGAAAUUCAAACAGCAUUCCUAGAAUGGGUCAAGCUCCAAAAACUACAUGUCCCAGAAUGCACUCUUUAGUGAUACCCCUUUGCCUCCUGAAUUCCCAUUUCUUUCAAACUCCAGAUCUCUACUUUGUAAUGUAGGCUUUCUGCAAAAAAUAUUAAAGCAACUGCAAGGAACAUUUUGUGCUGAUUUUGGCAGCCCCUGCGGACAAAAGUGCUUGUGUUUCCAUCAUGUCAGAAAGAUCUUGAUCCUGCUAGUGCGUGCAUUUGUCUUUGAACCAAGUGAAAAAAGACGCAACUGUUUUUUUUUAUCUCAGCUAGGGAUUUUUUUUUUUU
Messenger RNA from Centropristis striata (black sea bass), 3538 nucleotides. RefSeq names its product Ras association domain family member 10a (gene rassf10a). The transcript has a single exon. Bases 353 to 1795 code for a protein of 480 amino acids. Gene Ontology annotation, biological process: signal transduction. Lineage: Eukaryota; Metazoa; Chordata; Actinopteri; Perciformes; Serranidae. The record is from RefSeq and is a predicted model, not a curated record.